GAAUAUUUUUUUUACGAUAUUUGUGAAAAUAAUAAAUAACAGCCAAAAUGUCGGACGAUGUGAUCAAACAUUCUGUUCAUACUUUGGUAUUCAGAUCUUUGAAGAGAUCUCACGAUAUGUUCCUUGCUAACCAAGGAAUGUUGCCUCCGAUAGAUGAAAAAGCUGAGAAAGUCCUGCGGACAGUGAAGGCGCGCGACAGCUACGGCCAAGUGAUGAGCGCCGUGCAGAAGGCACAAGCGAUAAAGCAGCAGGAGGUUCUCAGUCGCCCUGAGACUCCUAAUGAUACUGAAAUGGCAGAAGCAGCAGCACUGGGUUCCGAUGGAGCUAUGCUGCCGUACACCGGUCCUGCUCCGUCUCCAAGCCCAGCCCCUCCUUCCGGAGCAAUCACCCUACCACGCAAAGCCCCAACAAUGCCUAAGCCCAAGUGGCACGCGCCAUGGAAGCUCUUCCGUGUGAUAUCCGGACAUUUGGGCUGGGUGCGGUGUGUCACAGUCGAGCCGGGAAAUGAGUGGUUUGCUACUGGCGCAGCGGACAGGGUAAUAAAGAUCUGGGACCUCGCGAGCGGGAAGUUGAAGGUGUCUCUGACGGGGCACGUGAGCACGGUGCGGGGCCUCGAGGUGUCCUCGCGGCACCCCUACCUGUUCAGCUGCGGCGAGGAUCGACAGGUCAAGUGCUGGGAUCUCGAAUAUAAUAAGGUGAUCCGUCACUACCACGGGCACCUGUCGGCGGUGUACACGAUGUCGCUGCACCCCACCAUCGACGUGCUGGUCACGGCGGGCCGCGACGCCACGGCCCGCGUCUGGGACAUGCGCACCAAGGCCAACGUGCACACCCUCACCGGACACACCGACACCAUCGCCUCCCUCGCCUGCCAGGCCUCGGAACCACAGAUAAUAACAGGUUCGCACGACUCUACUAUCCGCCUAUGGGACUUGGCAGCGGGCAAAUCAAUAUGCACAUUGACAAAUCACAAGAAAUCAGUCAGAUCCAUAGUGGUACACCCCACGUUAUACACCUUCGCCUCAGCUUCUCCGGAUAACAUCAAGCAGUGGAAAUGCCCUGAGGGAAAGUUCAUACAGAAUCUCUCAGGGCAUAACGCGAUAGUCAAUUGUAUGGCGGUGAACCCUGAAGGUGUAUUGGUCAGCGGCGGAGAUAAUGGCACCAUGUAUUUCUGGGAUUGGCGGACUGGAUACAACUUCCAAAGAUUGCAGGCGGCAGUGCAGCCGGGGUCAAUGGACUCUGAGGCGGGCAUCUUCGCGAUGACGUACGACCAGUCGGGCUCCAGGCUCAUCACGACGGAGGCCGACAAGACCAUCAAGAUCUACCGCGAGGACGACACCGCCUCCGAGGAGACGCACCCCGUCAACUGGCGUCCGGAGAUACUCAAGCGGAGAAAGUUCUAGAACGUUCCAGUAAGACUAAAUGUUAGUAAUAAAGAUAUUUUUAAUAAUCGA
Pectinophora gossypiella (pink bollworm) is the source of this 1454-nucleotide messenger RNA. It is a transcript of the gene Tango4, whose product is annotated as pleiotropic regulator 1. The transcript is spliced from 7 exons. Gene Ontology annotation, biological process: mRNA splicing, via spliceosome. Bases 48 to 1403 code for a protein of 451 amino acids. Gene Ontology annotation, molecular function: protein binding. NCBI's taxonomy places the organism in Eukaryota, Metazoa, Arthropoda, Insecta, Lepidoptera, Gelechiidae. Gene Ontology annotation, cellular component: precatalytic spliceosome; Prp19 complex; catalytic step 2 spliceosome. The record is from RefSeq and is a predicted model, not a curated record.